Messenger RNA from Prunus armeniaca (apricot), 582 nucleotides. Lineage: Eukaryota; Viridiplantae; Streptophyta; Magnoliopsida; Rosales; Rosaceae. The record is from the annotation of a GenBank genome assembly.
AUGGGUCAAGCUUUUCGGAAGCUCUUCGAUACCUUCUUCGGAAACACUGAGAUGAGAGUUGUAAUGCUUGGCCUCGACGCAGCUGGUAAAACAACCAUCCUUUACAAGCUGCACAUUGGAGAAGUUUUGUCAACUGUGCCUACCAUAGGUUUCAAUGUGGAGAAAGUUCAGUAUAAGAAUGUCAUGUUCACUGUUUGGGAUGUUGGUGGACAAGAGAAACUAAGGCCACUCUGGAGGCAUUACUUCAAUAACACGGAUGGACUGAUUUACGUGGUUGAUUCCUUGGACAGAGAGAGAAUCGGAAGAGCCAAGGAAGAAUUUCAGGCCAUCAUCAGUGAUCCAUUUAUGCUCAACAGUGUCAUCUUGGUGUUUGCUAAUAAACAGGAUAUGAAAGGAGCUAUGUCGCCAAUGGAAGUAUGUGAAGGACUAGGCCUCUUUGAUCUCAAGAACAGAAAAUGGCACAUACAAGGGACUUGUGCCCUUAAAGGUGAUGGCCUUUAUGAGGGCUUGGAUUGGUUAGCUAACACACUGAAAGAGAUGAGAGCUGCUGGAUACUCUUCAGUGGGCACCUCGUCAUUCUAA